AGGACGCGAAGGCACGAGGAGGAGAUCUGCCUUCUGGUAGAGGAAAUGCGGCGUGUCUUGACUUACCUUCUUGCAAAAGCCGAUUGGUGGGAGACUCAGGGACAACGCCGCGACCAGAGCGGUGAUUCGAGAGUCAAGAGCAACCCUCGAUUAGCUCAUGGCCUACUCGCAUACGCGUCCCGUCAAGCCAGCAUUCUCCGAGACCUUGCUAAGGUCUUUGCGAAGUUAUGGCUCCCACCACUG
This is a messenger RNA of Punctularia strigosozonata HHB-11173 SS5, 243 nucleotides long. RefSeq lists its product as uncharacterized. NCBI's taxonomy places the organism in Eukaryota, Fungi, Basidiomycota, Agaricomycetes, Corticiales, Punctulariaceae. The transcript has a single exon. The annotation marks the transcript as partial. The record is from RefSeq and is a predicted model, not a curated record.